Mycetomoellerius zeteki is the source of this 777-nucleotide messenger RNA. Its product is annotated as lipase 3. NCBI's taxonomy places the organism in Eukaryota, Metazoa, Arthropoda, Insecta, Hymenoptera, Formicidae. Gene Ontology annotation, biological process: lipid metabolic process. The record is from RefSeq and is a predicted model, not a curated record. The transcript is spliced from 4 exons. The annotation marks the transcript as partial.
UAGAAUUUCAUCGACAUUACAAUAAGAAUGAAACUUGUUUUCUUCAUACUUAUGCUUACUGUAGUGUUACUGGAAGCAAAACUAAACUUAUGGGGAGAUUUAGUAUUCUCUCGGAAAACAAUAUUCAACUAUCUAUUUUCUAAAAAUUACGGUGUAGUAAGAGUGAGGAAGCCAGAAGAAGUCAAAACUGCAGUGAACAAUGUAACAACAUUGGAUUUUAUUGGUUUAGUGGAGAAAAAUGGUUACUCAGCCGAGGAACAUUAUGUCAUAACAGAAGAUGGUUACAUCUUGGUGCUACAUAGAAUAUUAGGAAAUUCUUUAUUUAAAGGUCAAGGAAGUAGAAAAGUUGUAUUUCUUCAACAUGGUAUUCUGUGCACAUCUGAUUGCUGGGUAUUAAUCGGUGCUAGCAAAGAUCUUGCAUUUUUAUUGGCUGAUAAAGGAUAUGAUGUAUGGCUUGGAAAUUUCAGGGGAAAUGCUUAUUGCCAAUCACAUAUAAAAUUAUCUUCACAAAAUAAGGAAUUUUGGCAAUUUAGCUAUCACGAAGUAGGAACGAGAGACUUACCAGCUAUGAUCGACUAUGUACUUGAUUACACAAAACAAAAGACUAUACACUACAUCGGUCAUUCGAUGGGAACUACCGUUUUAUUUACUUUACUAUCCAUGAGACCCGAAUACAAUGCAAAAAUAAAACUGGGAAUCUGCCUUGCCCCGGUCGCCGUAUGGAAAGAAAUAUCUCCUUUUUUGGAAUAUGUUCGUAAUAACAUGCCAAAGAUUCUG